Calliphora vicina (urban bluebottle blowfly) is the source of this 945-nucleotide messenger RNA. RefSeq names its product NAD(P)HX epimerase (gene Naxe). The transcript is spliced from 3 exons. The coding region runs from base 56 to 838 and encodes 260 amino acids. Gene Ontology annotation, cellular component: mitochondrion. Gene Ontology annotation, molecular function: NAD(P)HX epimerase activity. The record is from RefSeq and is a predicted model, not a curated record. Lineage: Eukaryota; Metazoa; Arthropoda; Insecta; Diptera; Calliphoridae.
GGUUUUUUAACCUACCUAAACGGUAGAAUUUCGAGAGCAAAACAAAACUUGGAAUAUGAAUUUUUUAACGAACUUUAAACGAAUUUUUAAUAUUUUUCCAUUUACACCAGCUAAAUUACAGAGUAACCAUAUAGCGACAGCCAGCAUUAACGCAAUGAAAUUUCUAAAUCAAACGGAAGCAAUUAAUGUGGACCAAGAACUCUUUAAUGAGUACAAAUUCAGUGUAGAUCAGCUUAUGGAAUUGGCCGGUUUGAGCUGUGCUCAUGCAAUUGCCAAAUGUUUUGAGGCCUCGAAAUAUAAACGAAUUUUAGUGUGCUGUGGUCCCGGCAAUAAUGGUGGAGAUGGUUUAGUCUGUGCUCGUCAUUUAACUUUAAUGGGCUAUAACCCACAUAUAUAUUAUCCAAAACCCACACCAAAUCCAUUGUAUGAAAAUUUAACACAUCAGUGUAAAGGCAUGAACAUUGAAUUUAUUACAUGUCCAGAGGAAGAGGAGGUAUCUAAAUCAUAUGACUUGAUUGUUGAUGCUUUAUUCGGCUUCAGUUUCAAGCCGCCUGUGAGAGAGACAUUUGUGCCAAUAGUUAAAGUGCUGCAGCAAACAAAAAUACCCAUUGCAAGCAUUGACAUACCAAGUGGUUGGCAUGUGGAGAAUGGCAAGAAUGAAACCAAUGACUUUGAACCCACUUUACUGAUUUCUUUGACUGCUCCCAAAAUGUGUGCAAAACACUUUAAGGGACCACUUCAUUACUUGGGAGGUAGAUUUGUACCGCCUGGCCUUAAAUCAAAAUAUAACUUAGAUUUACCCGAGUAUCCAGGAACCGAAACUUGUGUUAAAUUAUAAAAAUUUCAUUUAUUUAUUAUUUAAAUAUGUACACAAAUACAUUUAAUAUUAAAAUUUCAUUAAAAAAAGUUAAAAUAUACCUUUCUUAAGCAAGGUAUACAAUUAAA